Molecule: messenger RNA, 1317 nt
Organism: Trichogramma pretiosum
Lineage: Eukaryota; Metazoa; Arthropoda; Insecta; Hymenoptera; Trichogrammatidae
Exons: 5
Coding region: 16-840 (274 amino acids)
Source: RefSeq, a predicted model, not a curated record
CCCAAUCCGCAAGUAAUGUCUAGAUUUCGCUCGAUGGGAGCAGGUAAAAAAUCACGCCUAACUUCGCGGCCGCCGAGUUUUCAUCAAGAAGAGUAUACGCAAUUAAGUCUUCCUGAAGAAGAUCAAGAUAAAAUCUCGUAUGGUAGUGAAAAAAAUAGCGAAGAAGAAUUCUCUAUAAGUAGCGAUGAUAAAAACGGAAAUGAAAUCCAAUACGAAGAGCCAAAUUUCGAAAUUACUUCAACGUAUCUCAAGAAAGAUCAGGCCGUCCAAGCAAACCUAUUUUCAAAUGAAAUGACCCCUGUCGGAGGAUACAUAUCAGAGAAAGUCUUCAAACAGGCCAUGGAACGCGUGAUAAACAAACUUUCCAGGAUUGAAAUUAUGGUCCAGAAUUCAAAAGAAGCAAGUAAAGAAAUUGAACAUGACCAGGAAAAGUCUUUGUUACCUAGAUUCCCUAUAAAAUCAGAAGCAGAUAUUAAUGAUCUUAAUUAUUUAUUAGAAAAUUCAGAGGCAGCUCGAAAAGAAUUUAAAACAUACAUCAAAAGAGUUGGAGGGAAGUCAUUGGGCGACACCAUGAGAGCUUCGCUAAAAGAUAUCGUUGAUGACACCUUUCUCGAUAGUUCCUUUACAUGGUCGGGCAACACUAGAGAAAGCUCAGAGGGAGAGCCUUUGAAGAAGAGAGCUUUUCAGAAUGAGGUUUUCCUAAAAGAAUUAGUCGACGCAGUUGCUGCAAUGGACCCCGGGUAUACCAAAAAAAAAUGUUUUGAUGCGGCAAAAUCGUGGAUUCAACAUUGCAGAGAUCGACUGAACAAAACCGCUAAUAAAGCUAAUAAUGGACAAUGAUAAAACCAAAAAAUUUUUUAAAUAAAACAUAGAACGUAAUUUUUUAAAAUACAUAAGAUAAUUUAGAUAACUUGACCGCUCAGAUUACGUUAAACAAUGCUUUUGUACUCACUGGCGCUAAGAGCACACUUUUCAAUGACAUUGGAAAAUUUUUGUAAGAGGUAUAUACUUUCACGCAGAGAAAACUACAGUAAAAACAUGAGUCAAUUUUUUUAAUUUUUUAGUUACUCAAGAAAAAAUUGAAAACGUUAACGUGUUUCUUUGCAGUUAUUUUCUAUAUGUCAAAGUCACCUCCUUAAAAUUAAUUCUUCUUCAUCUUCUCUCUCUCUCUCUUACAAAAAUUGUCCAAUCUCAUAGUAAAGAGUGCUCUUACCACCAGUGACUAAAGUCAGCUAAGUUUUUCAAAUUUACUUUUUAUGCAAAAGUGGCCAAAUUAUUCGAAUUUGCUCACAUAUUACGUAAGAAAAAAAAUAUUGA